ACUGGACAAGGAAACCGGACUAAGAGGAUUAAGCGAAGGAAAACAGAUUGGACAUUMGCAACGUGGAAUAUACAAACUUUACUACAAGCAGGGAAAAUGAACGAAUUAUCAUCAGAGAUUAUAAAAUAUAACAUCGAUAUAGUAGCACUACAGGAGAUCAGAUGGUGUGGUCAACGAUUCAUACAUAAGAAAGACUACACAUUGUACUAUAGUGGACAGGAAAAGAAAACAGGAAGAAAUGGCGUUGGAUUCUACGUAAGCAAGAAAAUGAGCAAGUUCUUCUUAAACUUUGAAGCCAUAUGA
Molecule: messenger RNA, 303 nt
Organism: Diuraphis noxia (Russian wheat aphid)
Lineage: Eukaryota; Metazoa; Arthropoda; Insecta; Hemiptera; Aphididae
Product: craniofacial development protein 2-like
Source: RefSeq, a predicted model, not a curated record